GCCCCGGCGGAGCGCAGGACUGGCCAUGGCCGGGGGCCGGGGACUCCUGCUGCCCCUGCUGCUGGCGGGACUGGCCAGCCCGGGGAACGCCCAGGGGUUGCAGCCCCAGAAAGGUUUAUUUCCCGCCGUGCUGAAUCUUGCCACUAAUGCCAUCAUCACCACCAACGCUACAUGUGGAGAACGGAACUCUGAAAUGUACUGCAAGCUGGUCGAGCAUGUCCCUGGGCAGCCUGUGAGAAAUCCACAGUGUCGUAUCUGCAAUCAGAACAGCAGCAUUCCGUACCAGAGGCAUCCGAUAACGAAUGCAAUUGAUGGCAAAAACACUUGGUGGCAGAGUCCCAGCAUUAAGAAUGGGAUUGAAUAUCAUUAUGUGACCAUCACCUUGGAUCUGCGGCAGGUGUUCCAGAUUGCAUAUGUCAUCGUGAAGGCGGCCAACUCUCCACGGCCUGGAAAUUGGAUUCUGGAACGCUCACUUGAUGGGAUCGAAUUCAAGCCGUGGCAGUACCAUGCUGUCACUGACACAGAGUGCCUGACCCGCUACAAUAUUCAUCCCCGUACUGGACCACCAUCCUAUGCCAAAGAUGAUGAGGUUAUCUGCACCUCCUUUUAUUCCAAGAUCCAUCCCCUGGAAAAUGGAGAGAUUCACACAUCUUUGAUCAAUGGAAGACCCAGUGCCGAUGAUCCUUCCCCUGAACUCCUGGACUUCACUUCUGCUCGUUACAUUCGCCUGAGAUUUCAGAGGAUCCGGACACUGAAUGCCGACCUGAUGAUGUUUGCCCACAAAGAUCCCAGAGAAAUUGAUCCCAUAGUGACCAGAAGAUAUUACUACUCAGUCAAGGAUAUUUCUGUUGGCGGGAUGUGUAUCUGCUAUGGUCAUGCAAGAGCUUGCCCUCUUGAUCCAGCAACAAAUAAAUCUCGCUGUGAGUGUGAACACAACACCUGUGGAGAUAGCUGCGAUCAGUGCUGUCCAGGCUUUCACCAAAAGCCUUGGGAAGCUGGGACCUUUCUCCUCAAGACUGAAUGUGAAGCAUGCAAUUGUCAUGGAAAGGCUGAAGAGUGCUAUUAUGAUGAAAAUGUCGCCAGCAGAAAUCUGAGUCUGAACAUCAAUGGAAAGUACAUCGGGGGUGGUGUGUGCAUUAACUGUACCGAAAACACCACAGGCAUCAACUGCGAAUCAUGCAUUGACGGCUUCUUUCGGCCAAAAGGGGUCACACCCAAUGAUCAACAACCAUGCCAUCCUUGUUACUGUGAUCCUAUUGGAUCUUUGAGUGACAUCUGUGUCAAGGAUGAGAAAAAUGCCAGACGAGGACUACUCCCUGGAUUCUGCCAUUGCAAAAGUGGAUUUGGAGGACGGAGUUGUGAUCGGUGUGCCUUGGGGUACAUUGGCUACCCUGACUGCAUUCGCUGUAACUGCACUGUGAUGGGGAGCACAAAUGAAGACCCCUGCAUUGGGCCCUGUAUCUGCAAGGAGAACGUUGAGGGAGAAGACUGUAGUCGCUGCAAAGCAGGCUUCUUCAAUCUGCAACAGGACAAUCCCAAAGGCUGUGAGGAGUGUUUUUGUUCAGGGGUGUCAACUACCUGCACAGACUCCUACUGGACAUAUAAGAAAAUUCACGACAUGAACGGCUGGUAUUUGACUGACUUACCUGGCCUUGUUAGAGUUGGACCUCUGCAGGAUGACUUUGACAGACCACAGGAACUCAGCUUCAACAGUGAGGAUGCCAGGACGAAACUACCUCAGACAUAUUACUGGACAGCCCCAGGCCCUUAUCUGGGUAACAAACUGACCGCAGCAGGAGGACAACUGAUGUUUACUAUCUCUUACGACUUGACAGAACAGAUCAAAGCUGUGGAAAACAUACUUCCGCUCAGUGUUAUCCUAGAGGGAAGUGGCCUGCGAAUCAGCUCGACCCAGGAGGGGAUGCACUUACAGCCAUCUGAAGAGCACACUAAUGUGGUGCUGCUUCAACCCGAAUCAUUCACUAUGCACAACAGUGCUUCCCCAAUCAGCAGAAAAGAAUUCAUGAUGGUCCUCGUGAAUAUAAAGCGGCUCCUCAUUCAGGCCACAUACAGCUUUGGGAUGGAUGCCAUCUUCAGGUUAAAGUCUGUUCACCUUGAAUCAGCAGUUCCUUAUCCCACAGAUGGAGACAUUGCCAGUGCUGUGGAACUAUGCCAGUGUCCUCCUGGAUACAGUGGUGCUUCUUGUGAAAAGAAAGAUCAAGCUAAUACUUCCUCUAAUCUCACACCUGCCAAUAAAACUAAGUCCUGCUGGCCAAGGCACCGGAGAGUGAAUGGGACGCUCCUAGGUGGGAUUUGUGAGCCAUGCCAAUGCUUUGGCCAUGCGGAGUCCUGCGAUGAUGUGACCGGAGAAUGCCUGGACUGCAAGGACCACACAGGUGGCCCCUUCUGUAAUAGAUGUCUUCCUGGUUUCUAUGGUGAUCCAACUGAAGGGACCACCGAUGACUGUCAUCUGUGUGCCUGCCCAUUAAAUAUACCAUCGAACAAUUUUAGCCCAACAUGCCACCUAGACCGAAGGCUCGGACUGGUAUGCGAUGAAUGUCCUUUUGGGUACAUGGGAUCACGCUGUGAGAGAUGUGCAGAAGGCUAUUUUGGACAACCAUCAGUACCUGGAGGAUCAUGUCAGCCAUGCCAAUGCAGUGACAACCUUGACUUCUCCAUCCCUGGCAGCUGUGACAGCUUGUCUGGAGCUUGUCUGAUAUGCAAGCCAGGUACAACAGGCCGGUACUGUGAGCAGUGUGCUGAUGGAUAUUUUGGAGAUGCCGUUCAUGCAAAGAACUGUCAGCCCUGUCAGUGCAACAUCAAUGGCUCAUUAUCGGAGGUUUGCAACACUAAGACAGGGCAGUGCAAAUGCAGAGCCAAUGUUCAAGGACGUCGGUGUGAUGAGUGCCAGCCUAAAACCUUUGGCCUGCAGUCUUCGAGAGGCUGUGUUCCUUGCCACUGCAACUCCUUUGGCUCCAAGAGCUUUGACUGCGAAGAGAGCGGGCAGUGUUGGUGCCAACCCGGUGUCGCGGGGAAGAAAUGCGACCGCUGUGCUCAUGGAUACUACCGAUUCGAAGAGGGAGGAUGCACCCCCUGCCAGUGUUCCCAUCUAGGCAACAACUGUGACCCCAACACCGGCCGCUGCAUCUGCCCUCCGAACACCCGGGGAGAGAAGUGUGAUAUGUGCACCCCUAAUUCUUGGGGCCACAGCAUUGUCCAUGGGUGCAAGGCUUGUAACUGCAGUGCUGUUGGAUCACUUGCCUUCCAGUGUAAUGUAAAUACUGGUCAAUGCCCCUGCCGCCCAGAGUUUUCAGGGCCGAAAUGCUCCGAAUGUAGACUGGGGCACUGGAAUUACCCGCAGUGUGAUCUCUGUGACUGCUCCCUCGCAGGGACUGAGCCGCGGACCUGCCACGCAGAGAUUCAGAAAUGUUCCUGUGCCGAUCGCACAGGACAAUGCAGCUGUAAGGUGAAUGUGGAAGGUCUCCACUGUGACAAGUGCCGGCCUGGAAAAUUUGGACUUAACGCCAACAACCCCCUUGGCUGUAGCGACUGCUAUUGCUUCGGCACGACAACUCAGUGCAUCGAAGCAAAGGGACUGAUCCGAACGUGGAUCACUCUGAAAUCUGAACAGACCAUCCUGCCACUGGUGGAUGAAGGACUCCAGCACACAACCACAAAAGGGAUUAUGUUCCAGCACCCAGAGAUUGUGGCAAAUAUGGAGCUUGUAUUGCAGGAGUUCCGAAUGGAACCCUUUUAUUGGAAACUUCCAGAGCAAUUUGAAGGAAAGAAGUUGAACGCUUACGGUGGCAAGCUGAAGUAUGCAAUUUAUUUUGAAGCUCGGGAGGAAACGGGCUUCUCCACCUAUAACCCCCAAGUCAUCAUUCGAGGUGGCACUGCGACUAAUGCUAGAAUUAUUGUCCAUCAUGUAGCAGCUCCGUUGAUUGGCCAACUCACAAGACAUGAGAUAGAAAUGACAGAGAAUGAGUGGAAAUACUUUGGUGAUGACCCUCGAAUCAGUAGGACGGUGACGCGGGAGGACUUCUUGAAUGUACUCUAUGACAUUCAUUACAUUCUUAUCAAGGCUACUUAUGGAAAUAUCAUGCGACAAAGCAGGAUUUCGGAAAUAUCACUGGAAGUAGCUGAGAAAGGAAAUAUAUCAGCAUUGACUCCACAAGCUCGUUUGAUUGAAAAAUGUGAAUGUCCCCCAGGGUAUUCCGGCUUGUCUUGUGAGGCGUGUGUGCCAGGAUUUUAUAGAUUAUCUUCAGAACCCAGUGGUCAGAGAACUGGAUUAACCCUUGGCACCUGUGUUCCAUGCCAGUGCAACGGGCACAGCAGUUUCUGUGACCCUGAAACGUCUAUCUGUCAGAACUGUCAGCACAAUACUGCUGGAGACUCUUGUGAAAGGUGUACUGUUGGGUACUAUGGGAUAGUCAGGGGAUUACCAGAUGACUGUCAGCGUUGUGCUUGCCCUCUAAUCAGUUCAAGCAACAAUUUCAGCCCCUCUUGUGUCCUGGAAGGAUUGGAUGACUACCGCUGCACGGCCUGUCCACGUGGAUAUGAGGGCCAGUAUUGUGAAAGAUGUGCCCCUGGCUACACCGGUAACCCCAGCAGCCCUGGAGGCUCCUGUCAAGAAUGUGAGUGUAAUCGCUAUGGAGCGCUGCCUGUCCCCUGUGACCGGGUCACGGGGCAGUGCACGUGCCGACCUGGAUCCACGGGCCUGAAGUGUGCAGGCUGCAAGCCCUGGCAUGCGCGUGAAGGCACGGACUGCAUGUUUUGUGGUGAUGAAUGCACAGGACUUCUUCUCGGAGACUUGGCUCGCCUGGAACAGAUGGCUUCAAGCGUCAACCUGACUGGGCCACUCCCAGCCCCAUAUAAAAUGCUGCACAAUUUUGAAAAUGUGACUCAGGAGCUGAAGCAUUUGCUGUCACCUCAGCGGGCACCAGAGAGACUUCUUCAGCUUGCAGAGAGCAACUUAAAUACACUUGUGACUGAAAUGGAUGAGCUUCUGACCAGAGCUACCAAGGUGACAUCAGAUGGUGAACAAACUGGACAGGAUGCUGAGAGAACCAAUAUGAGAGCAAAGACCCUAGAAAAACUGAUCAAUGAAAUCGUUCAGGAUGCAGAAGCUGUAAAUUGGAAAGCUGUGAAACUGAAUGAAACUCUUGGAGUCCAGGACAAGACUUUAGAGAAGAGUGUUCAGGAUCUGCAACAAGAGAUCGAUCAGAUGAUGGCAAAACUAAGAAGGAAAAAUCUGGAUGCCCAACAAGAAAUAGCCCAGGAUGAGUUGGUAGCUGCUGAAGCCCUCCUGAAGAAAGUGAAGAAACUCUUUGGAGAACCCCGGGUAAAGAGCGAAGAACUUGAGAAUGAGGUGCGGGAGAAACUGGAAGAUUACCAAAGCAAAGUAAAUGAUGCCAGAGACCUUCUAAGAGAAGCCACUGAUAAAAUCAGAGAGGCUGAAGGUUUAACUGCAGAAAACCAGAAAAAUAUGACUGUUUUGGAGAGUAAGAAGCAAGCUGUAGAGAGUGGCAAACAAGAAGCUGAAAAUACCUUAAAAGAGGGGAAUGACAUACUGGGUGAAGCCAACCGUCUUGUAGAUGAAAUCAGCUCUAUAAUAGAUUACGUGGAAGACAUUCAGCUGAAGUUGCCCACAAUGUCUGAAGAGCUUAAAGAUAAAAUAGGUGAUCUGUCCCAAGAGAUAAACGAUAGAAAGCUUCCAGAGAAAGUGGUACAAGCUGAAAGCCAUGCAGCCCAACUGAAUGCUUCAUCUGCAGUCCUGGAUGGGAUCCUAGAAGAAGCUAAAAAUAUUUCCUUCAAUGCCACUGCUGCCUUCAAAGCCUACAGUAAUAUCAAGGACUAUAUCGAUGAAGCCGAGAAUACUGCCAAGGAAGCCAAAGCUAAAGCGAAUGAAGCUUCACAACUGGCAUCUGGUCCUCAAGGAUCAUUGAAAGAUAAUGCGAAAGGUGCUCUUCAGAAAAGCUUCAAAAUUCUUAAUGAGGCCAAGAACUUAGCAAACACUGUUAAGGAAAAUGAGGAUGAACUGGGGAGCCUGAAAGUCAGGCAGCAAAAUGCUGGUGAAAAGAACACUGGUCUUCACCGAGCAUUGAAUGACACACUGGACAAGCUGUCAGCCAUUCCAAAUGAUACUGCCACCAAACUUUUAGCCGUCAAGGACAAGGCCCGGCAGGCCAACAGCACUGCAAGAGAUGUCCUCGCUCAGGUCAAAGACAUCAACAAGAACCUCACCGGCCUGAGGAACAAUUACAACAAAUUGGCAGAUGAUGUGGCCCAAACAAACGCUGUGGUGAAAGAUCCAAUGAAGAACAAAAUCAUUGCAGAGGCAGAUGCCACUGUCAAAAACCUAGAACAAGAAGCUGAUCGACUGCUAGAUAAACUCAAACCAAUAAAGGAACUUCAAGAUAAUCUAAAGAAAAACAUCUCAGAGAUAAAAGAACUUAUAAACCAAGCCCGGAAGCAAGCCAAUUCUAUCAAAGUCUCGGUGUCCUCUGGGGGCGACUGCAUUCGUACAUACAAACCUGAAAUCAAGAAAGGAAGCUACAAUAGCAUCAUUGUCAAUGUGAAGACAGGUGUUGCUGACAACCUCCUCUUCUACCUUGGAAGUGUCAAGUUUACUGACUUUCUGGCUAUAGAAAUGCGCAAGGGCAAAGUCAGUUUCCUCUGGGAUGUAGGAUCUGGAGUUGGGCGUGUGGAGUAUCCAGAUUUGACUAUUGAUGACUCUUAUUGGUACCGCAUCGAAGCUUCAAGGACUGGGAGAAAUGGGACCAUUUCAGUUCGUGCCCUGGAUGGACCUAAAGCCAGCAUUGUGCCGGGCACCUACAGCUCAGCCUCCCCCCCAGGUUAUACGAUCCUAGAUGUGGACUCCAAUGCGAUGCUGUUUGUGGGAGGCCUGACUGGGAAACUGAAGAAAGCUGAUGCGGUCAGAGUCACUACCUUCACUGGCUGUAUGGGAGAAACGUUCUUUGACAGCAAACCCAUCGGGCUGUGGAAUUUCCGUGAUACAGAAGGAGACUGCAAAGGAUGUACAGUCAGUCCGCAGGUGGCAGACAGCGAGGGCACAAUCCAGUUUGAUGGCGAAGGCUACGCUGUAGUGAGCCGCCCAAUACGCUGGUACCCCAACAUCUCAACUGUCAUGUUCAAGUUUAGGACCUUUUCGUCCAAUGCUCUACUGAUGUAUCUCGCCACCCGAGACUUGAAAGACUUCAUGAGUGUAGAGCUCACUGAUGGGCAUAUAAAAGUCAGCUAUGAUCUGGGAUCCGGCAUCGCUUCUGCUAUGAGUCACCAGAACUACAAUGAUGGAAAAUGGAAAUCCUUCACCCUGUCCAGAAUUCAAAAACAAGCCAAUGUAUCAAUUUUAGACAUAGAAACGAACCAGGAAGAGAAUGUUGCUACUUCCUCUUCAGGGAAUAACUUUGGCCUUGACUUGAAAGCAGAUGAGAAGAUAUAUUUUGGUGGAUUGCCUACACUGCGAAACCUGAGUAUGAAAGCCAGGCCCGAGGUAAACUUGAAGAAAUAUUCCGGUUGCCUCAAAGAUAUUGAAAUCUCCCGGACACCAUACAAUAUACUCAGCAGCCCCGAUUACGUUGGCGUGACCAAAGGAUGUGCCCUUGAGAAUGUUUACACCGUUAGCUUUCCCAAACCUGGUUUCGUGGAAUUACCACCUGUCUCAUUUGAUGUGGGGACUGAAAUCAAUCUAUCCUUCAGCACUAAAAAUGAGUCUGGGAUCAUUCUGUUGGGUAACAGUGGGGCGCCCGCUGCACCCAGGAGGAAACGCAGACAGACCGGACAGGCCUAUUAUGCGAUAUUCCUCAACAAUGGCCGGCUGGAAAUACAUCUCUCCUUGGGGACCCGAACAGUGCGCAAAAUCAUCAUCAAGCCAGAGCCAAGCCCCUUUCAUGAUGGCAGAGAGCAUUCUGUUCAUCUGGAGAGAUCGAGAGGCCUGUUUACUGUUCAGGUGGACGAAGAGAGGAGUCACAUGCAGAAUCUGACAACGCAACAGCCUAUUCCUGUUAAAAAACUAUUUGUCGGGGGAGCCCCUCCUGAAUUCCAGCCAUCACCUCUCCAGAACAUACCUCCCUUCGAAGGCUGCAUCUGGAAUCUUGUUAUAAAUUCGGUCCCCAUGGACUUUGCUAGACCUGUGUCCUUCAAAAACGCAGACAUCGGUCGGUGCACUGAGACAAAGCCCACUGAUGAGGGUGAAGUGACGUCAGUAGAGAGCCUUUUCCCGCCAGAGCAGGGUCCUGAGAAGGAGACAGAGCUCAUGCCUUCCACUCCGACAUUUCCCCAACCAACCCCGUCACCAGUUCUUGUCCACGGACCCUGUGCUGCUGAUACAGAACCAGCCAUUCUAUUGGACGGCAAGCAGUUUGGUCUGUCAAAACACAGCCAUGUUGCAAUUGCAUUUGAUGACACCAAAGUUAAAAACCGACUCACAGUUGAACUGGAAAUCAGAACAGAAGCAGAGUCUGGACUGCUCUUUUAUAUGGCAAGAAUCAACCAUGCCGAUUUUGCGACAGUGCAGCUUAAGAACGGCAUGCCCUAUUUCAGUUACGACUUGGGAAGCGGCAACACCAGUACUAUGAUUCCCACCCAAAUCAAUGACGGCCAAUGGCACAAGAUUAAAAUUAGCCGAGUCAAGCAGGAAGGAAUUCUUUAUGUAGACGGAGCUUCAAGCAGGACCACCAGCCCCAAGAAAGCUGACAUUCUGGAUGUUGUGGGGAUGUUGUAUGUAGGCGGUUUGCCCUUUAACUACACCACAAGAAGAAUUGGUCCGGUGACCUACAGUAUUUCUGGUUGCAUCCGGAACCUGAAAAUGGAGGAGGCCCCCAUUGAUCUGGAGAAUCCAACAUCCAGCUUCCACGUCGGCACCUGCUUAGCCAGUAAUCAGAAAGGCAACUACUUCGAUGGAACAGGUUUUGCCAAAACAGUUGGAGCAUAUAAAGUGGGAACUGAUCUUUUGGUGGAGUUGGAAUUCCGAACAACUCGGAUGAAUGGUGUCCUCCUAGGAAUCAGUGGCCAGAAAAUGGAUGGGUUGGGCAUUGAGUUGGUGGAUGAGAAAGUGCUCUUCCACGUGGACAAUGGUGCAGGCAGGUUCUCUGCUACCUAUGACUCUGGUGUCCCAGGCACUUUGUGUGAUGGUCAGUGGCACAAGGUCACUGCCAACAAGCUCAAACACCACCUUGAGUUGACAGUGGAUGGGAACCAGGUAGAAAGCCAGAAUCCAAAUGCCGCAUCCACCUCAGCUGAUACGAAUGAUCCUGUGUUUGUUGGAGGGUAUCCUGAUGGCCUCAAUCAAUUUGGCCUGACAACUAAUAUCCGGUUCAGAGGAUGUAUCAGAUCCCUGAAGCUGACCAAAGGCACCACCAAACCACUAGAGAUUAAUUUUGCCCGAGCCUUGGAGCUAAGAGGAGUUCAGCCUGGAUCAUGCCCUGCCAGCUGAUCACGAACGAUUGAAGACUGAAUCAUGCCUCUUGACCCUAUGUAUCCUGCAAAAGCAAUAUACUUCAGCUAUGUAUGUUAGUAAAAUGCCCUCAUGCAAUGACUACAAAUUCUAGCUGUGACAUGUUCCCCUGGUGCACUCUCAGAGUGGAUCACAAAGUGAAAUUUUAAUUUGCCAACUCUGUUGUAUUGUGUUCUCCCAAAUGCUUCGUAAAUGCUCUGCACAUAGUAAGUGCUCAAUAAAUACCACUGAGUGAUUGAUUGAUUUA
Molecule: messenger RNA, 9722 nt
Organism: Tachyglossus aculeatus (Australian echidna)
Lineage: Eukaryota; Metazoa; Chordata; Mammalia; Monotremata; Tachyglossidae
Gene: LAMA2
Product: laminin subunit alpha 2
Exons: 66
Coding region: 26-9454 (3142 amino acids)
Biological process (GO): axon guidance; regulation of cell migration; regulation of embryonic development
Cellular component (GO): basement membrane
Molecular function (GO): signaling receptor binding; extracellular matrix structural constituent
Source: RefSeq, a predicted model, not a curated record